CGCAACAGCAUCCGGGAUUGCAGCACACAGCAGGCUGGCACGCAUGCAUGUAGUUAGAAGUGAGCAAGCAAGCAGUAAUAGUAAGUAGCAAACAGGAAUCUGGAAUAGUGCACCGCACCGGGACGUCGCGUUGCAAUCGAACAAAAUCAGUCGUAUGACGACGGUGGUUGACAGGGUAUUUUAUUAUUUAUUAUAAAAUAUAAAAAGGAAAAGUUGGUUCGCGGUGCAGCGGUCGAUCUUUGUGCGAAUACGCGAUUCGGGUCCGUUGUUAUCAUCACGAUGUACGGGUGUGAGUGAUGUGGUGAACGAGAGGGUCGAAAGGACUCUCCAUCGGUCUAGUCUGCUGGCGAUGAAUAAUCUGCGGUGAUGAUGUGAGGGCAAGAGCAAGCAGUGUUACGUAUUAUUAUUAUCACCGUUGAUCAUAAGAAGAAAGAACGUGAAAGGCAACAAGUGUGAGCCGCCGCGGCGGAUAGGAGUGAUGCACAGUCACCGCAGUUGUACAGGGUGUUCCGAGACUAUCAAGAGGGCCACCGGUUUCGAUACAAUUUAUUCAUAUCCAAAGAAAUCUUCUCGACAUUCCGAAACCUUCCUGCAGCAUUCUCAUCGUCAACAAAAUGUGAAGCAUUCGACGCAUCGCCCCUUUUCUCUACAAUGAACAUGUUUGAUGCAACCCCUUUAGGUAAAAAGGCCAAAACAAUCCCGUCCCACGCCUUGAAUAAAAUUGAAAAACGAUUUACCGCUCUUACUCUAUUUGAGUUUUUCUCUUUCGGCUUGGAAAAAGAGGAAACACGGUGGCCAUAACGGCCCUGGGCCGUCCCAUUAACGGGAUGACCGUUGCCUAACAUUGCACUCUAUGUCCUCAACGGCAAAGAGGCUCGUGCUGAAUUGGCGAGGGGCCGGUCACGGGGGUAGCAGGAAACAGUCGGGAGACAGUAGUUCGGGAGGCAGCAGACUGGUGACUUACGGGGGUAAUAGCGGACGGGGAUCCGCGGAUUGCGGGGGGGCUGGAGGACACGAGCUGGAUGAAAUUGCUAUCGUAUCGAGCAACGCGGAUCCUUGUCACGUCAAAUAUGGAUCCGGAGGAGCAUUGCAUCCCACCAGCAUCAACGGACCAAGGCUUGUUCCAGGAAUUAUUACUUCCGGAGGAGGCCGAAUGGUGGGGGAACGGCUCAGCACGAGCGGCACUCAACUUGACAUGAGUCCGCCUCUGCAAACUUCAGCCCCUACUACAAGACACAAAUCUAGUACUGAAAGUGUUCAAAGGGCUCUGAAAUCCAUCUCAAGACAGAGUCUCCUCGAUCUGGUGAGUUGUAAAUUGGGCAUGUCAAAAUCCCGUUCGUCUUCGGCUUUCCAUCAGCAGCGGAGGUAUUUUUCGGCAUCGCACGACAGCAUUUCGGCCACUUAUAUUAACAGGGCUGCGAAUAUCAGCUCUGCCGCCAGCGAAUUAGAUUUGUCACGAAAACAGAAGCGCAAAGAUAUCCGAAGCCGUUUGAAGUUACCAUCGAGCGUAGCACUGGCUAGUUCUGGCGAAGCGCCACUGUUAGGCUCUUGGAGGACACCAGGCUCAACAGGCACCAAUCCACCUUCCUCCAAUUAUCUCAAUUCGACCAGUAGUUGUAACGGCACAGAAAGUCGACAUGGAUUUAGAAGACGGGAAUCGUAUAACCCCAGGUCGAGGUCCAGCGCAUCGAAAUGGACCUUCGUGUUCGAUCCUGCCGGUCGUUUAUGCUACUAUUGGUCGAUGGUCGUGUCCUUUGCCUUCCUCUACAAUUUCUGGGUCAUUAUUUACCGUUUCGCCUUCCAGGAAAUUAACAGGGAUACGAUUUUAGUCUGGUUCUGUCUAGACUAUUUUUCGGAUUUCCUAUACCUGGCCGACAUUAUGUUCCAUUUUCGUACGGGUUAUCUGGAGGAUGGGGUGCUGCAGACGGACGCAACGAAACUGCGACACCACUACAUGAACUCCACCACCUUCUACAUAGACUGUUUGUGCCUGUUACCUUUAGAUUUCCUCUAUUUAUCCAUAGGGUUCAAUUCUAUUCUGCGGUCAUUCCGAUUGGUGAAGAUUUACCGGUUCUGGGCGUUCAUGGAUCGGACGGAACGACAUACCAAUUAUCCCAACCUGUUCAGGUCGACGAGCCUGAUUCACUACCUCCUAGUAAUAUUUCAUUGGAACGGGUGCCUCUUUCACAUCAUCCACAAGAAUAACGGGUUCGGUUCGAAAAAUUGGGUGUACAGUGAUUCGGAAAAUUCGGACGUUGUUAAACAAUAUUUGCAAAGCUACUAUUGGUGCACGUUAGCGUUAACAACUAUCGGAGACUUGCCUCGGCCACGUAACAAGGGCGAGUAUUUGUUUGUGAUUUUGCAGUUGUUGUUCGGCCUUAUGCUUUUCGCAACUGUACUCGGUCACGUGGCAAACAUUGUCACUUCCGUUUCCGCCGCCAGAAAGGAGUUUCAAGAAACGGUGUUCGGUGCGUUUAAUUUUGAGAAGUUCCGUUCCAUUUUUGCGAUGGUUCUAAUAAUUAAACCCAUGUUUGCCGCCUUUGCUCUUAAAGAAAGCACGGACGGUCCUUCCGACACGUUCAUUAAAGUCGUGCCCUUCAUGCAAAUUUUAUUUUGCAGAUGA
Molecule: messenger RNA, 2623 nt
Organism: Agrilus planipennis (emerald ash borer)
Lineage: Eukaryota; Metazoa; Arthropoda; Insecta; Coleoptera; Buprestidae
Product: cyclic nucleotide-gated cation channel alpha-3-like
Exons: 8
Coding region: 854-2623 (589 amino acids)
Biological process (GO): monoatomic cation transmembrane transport
Cellular component (GO): plasma membrane; intracellular cyclic nucleotide activated cation channel complex
Molecular function (GO): cGMP binding; protein-containing complex binding; intracellularly cAMP-activated cation channel activity
Source: RefSeq, a predicted model, not a curated record